UAAAAUACAAUUUAGUCUAAAGACUAUGACUAAAACUAAAUAAAGAUUUGCUGUCAAAAUUAACACUGGAAUGAAUGAAUAGCCAUGAUUCUGGGGAUUCUGAGAAUCAUAACCACGCGCACGAUCAUUUAUAUGCAGACGCGGUAAAACAGUCAGUUUGAGGGAAGUGGAGGUAUUUACAGCUGAACAGAGUGAACGUCGAUAGUCCAAUAAUAAUGUUAGAAACCUACCUAACAAUUUCAAGGAAAAAGUAGGAGGAGAAAAGGAGGAGCAGGAGGUGGGGACUGAGUGAACAACAACAUGACACUCCGAUAAAAACCCAAGACCAGCGGUUUCAGUCACUUUUUGUCUGAAGCUCAUAGUCUGAGUUAACAUCCAGUAGAGCAAAGUGGUAAUAUUUUCUCAAAAAACAGAGUAAGCAGCAGUUAAGGGCCCAAUCCUAACCACAGAGUCCUAACCCGCUUGGACACACAUCAUACCAACUGAAAUCUGGGAGGGUGAACAAACCACAACCCUGAACAAACAGAUCUGAUCUUAGUGUGAAUACAGUCUUCAUUUCCACCAAGUGCCAACAGCAGCAGCAUUGACAGAAGAAAUGGCCGGCAGAACUACAGAGCAAGAGAGACCUCUUCACAUUCUUAAUGUCAACAUUAAUGGACUGAAAGAAAAUGGCAACAAACUCUUUAAAGAACCAGAAAGAUCUGAAAAUGAGGUUGAUGUUGUUUUACUAACAGAGACUCACAUUGGAGAAAAUGAUACUUUGGAAAAUUAUGAGAACGAUUGGAGAUUAUUCUUCACACGCUAUAAUUCCAAGUCCAAAGGAGCUGCAAUUCUGGUGAAUAAAAAAAGAGACUUCAGACCUUUAGAUGAAAUUGUUGAUGAAAGCGGCAAUUAUGUGAUUGUGAGUUGCUGGAUAUCAGGAACGUUUUGCACUUUUGUAAGUGUGUAUCACCACCAAGAAGAAACAGGACUUCUCAAGAAACUGUCUGAAAAAAUAAAGCCCCUGUACACUGAUAUUCUUGUGGUUGGGGGCGACUUCAACACUGCACUUGAUGAAGAGGAAGACACAACGAGUCAAAGUGACAAUGAUGAUCAUAUCAGAAUAAGGAAGGAGCUGCUGCCCUUCAUGGAUGAACAUGACCUUAUAGAUGCCUGGAGAGAGAAACACCCUGAUGAUAGAGAGUACACUUAUAAAUAUCAGCGCAACCAUGUAAUGUAUUACAGCAGGUUAGACUACAUCUUCAUUAAUGCUAAGAAAAAGAAGCUGAUCCAUGACUGCAAACACAACAACUAUAUAUCUGAUCAUCGGCCUGUUUCACUGUUCCUUGAUUUGAAAGAUCAAACCCGAGAACUUAAGAUUUUGUCUUGCAGAGUGCAAGACCUGCCAAGUGAUAAAGACCUUGCAGAAUUAUGCCCUGACAUUAUUCUCUUAACAAAGGGGCCGGCUGAAAAUGAAGAAUAUAUUAAAAAACUAAAAGAAGAAGAACAAAGAGAAGAAGAGAGAUGGAAUGUGCUCUGGUCAAGUCAGAGUAACGCUGCCAUUCUGGUGGCAGAGAGACAAAGGGACAUACACAUUUUAUUCACUGUUUAUCAUGAAGAUUAUGUGAUUUUGCACUGCAUAGUCUUUGGCAGGCUUCACACUUUUGUAAGUGUAUGUCAUCCUAAAGGAACUCGCAAAAAUGUCCAGGACAUGUUACAAGAAAUAACGCCCAGUUAUUCAGGAACCAAAGUUAUUGGUGGAAUCUUCAGCAUCAAAAAAAAAAUAAAUAAGACAUUAAUAGAAGAUCAUAGCUUUCAAAAACUUGUGGAUGAAUCCAGGAAAUUGCCCUUCUUAAUUCAUCCUCAUUUGGGUAAAACCUAUAAAAUCGAAAAACAAAUUUCGUAUUUUUCAUUGAUUUUGCCAAAUAUUAACCCUCAGAAUGUUAAUAAUUUCAUUCAGUCACUGGGUCAACUUAAGAUUCACCGUUGCUUCUCAGCUGUUACAAAACAAUAUUGAGGAAAACUUAUUAUAAAAGACUACUCUGUGGAAAAAAACUAUUGUCUUGAAUUCUAAAAUAAGUUUAACCAAAUCAUUCCCCCCCAGACACACGAUUUCAGAUUUUUGCAACAACACUGACAAGGUGCCGGUCGGUAUAUUUCAAGAAAUGUAACAAUAGGAUGAAAAAAAUCCUAGUGGACAAAAUCACUUGUGAGAACCUCCAUUACAAAGACUGGGAUCUCUGAAGGACACACUUUCCGCAGCAAGGGGCACCUUCCAAAGAUGAUGUCUUAAGGCUGGUGUAUAUUUUUUGCAGUGAAUUGAUGCCGUAAGUACGGUGCCAAAGGCCGCCCCUUACAGUGGCUGCUUACAGACAGCAGUGACUGCCUUUGAACAAUGAUGCUGCCCACAUUCUAGAAUGGCUACAUAGCCUUUGAUGCAUCACUUAUAAUGAGCAAUUACAUAAGAAAUCCUAAUUUCAUUAUUCUACCUGUAUGUUAAACAAGAAAAUUUAGGAUGAAAAGCUUCAGCUAAGUACAGCAACUCUAAGCUGCUCUUAGUGCGUGUAAGUGAGAGAUGGUGUAAGAGAGAGAUGGUGAAAAUGAGAGAUGAUGUAAGUGAGAGAUGGUGUAAGAGAGAGAUGGUGAAAAUGAGAGAUGAUGUAAGUGAGAGAUGGUGUCCUACACCAUAUUGGCCUCCCACCUGGAAUAUCUCCUGCCUGAUGCUCAACUUACAGUUCCUGGAUCAUCAUGAACAUAAGGAGAUUGCAGGCUUCUGAAGACAGACGGACAGAAACUAAUAAACGAAACACGAAGGACACCAUUUAUUUGACACGGUGUAAUACAAUGUAUCAUACAUUACAUAUCUGUAACGUGAAUGUAUUACCUUUUUUAAAAAAAAAAAUCUAUACAUCAAAACAUUCAGCUAUCUACCAACUGCUUAUCCAGUAUGGGGUUGUGGGUUUAAUGGAUACAGGGACAAUUUCAUAAUUAGGAUGUUUAUGAUUAAUAUGCUAAUUCUUAGUAUUGUAACGUAAAAGUUUCAUAGCUAAAAAUUCUAAAAUUAUAACUUAAAAUCAGAAUUUGACCUGAUCUGUCGCUUUGUCAUUAUAGGCUACUGUGUCUGUUAAUUUGUUGGGAUAUUAAAUUUUUAAGGAUGUAAAUAUGUAACACCUUGUUGGGAUAUUUUUAUGUCUUGUGUACUAUGUGGAGCAGGGAUGCACUUUUAUACACGCUGUCCUUGUUGUGUGUCUAUAACUCUACUAUCACUGUGGGGACUCCGUCUGUGAAAUAUAAACGUAGAUGUAAGUAACCUGCUAUAACUCCUGCCUUAUUGUUUAGGAUCGCGGUUAUGGGGGCUUCAUGUUUACCUGGGAUGUUCAAAGUGUGUGUGUGUUGGAAA
Messenger RNA from Paramormyrops kingsleyae, 3379 nucleotides. The record is from RefSeq and is a predicted model, not a curated record. Lineage: Eukaryota; Metazoa; Chordata; Actinopteri; Osteoglossiformes; Mormyridae.